CACGCGCCAGCCCGGAGGACAACAAAACUCCUGCGGACACGUCAAGGAGCGAUUCUUCACUCAAGGGGUUUUACAGUCUUCAGCAGGUGAUGGCAGUGUCAGUGUCCAGGGAUCUGACGGUUCAGGUGCUCCAAGAUGUGAAUGUUGUGAAGCUAUCAGACAGACAAAAGGCACUGCGUGCUGCCAUACAGAAAGGAGAGCCCAAGUGUUUGGGGGUGAGCCAGGUGAUGUUGGGGCUGAUGAUCAUAUCCUACUCCAUUCCUUUGCACUUCACUGAGCUUUCUGAUGUGAUCAGCCUCGGGGUUCCCUGGUGGACUGGACUAAUGUUCAUCAUAGCCGGAGUGAUUGCCAUCAUCCUGGAGAAAGAGUGCACCAUUAAGAUUGUGUGGAUGUGUUUGAUGACGAGCAUGAUCUCUGCAGUUUUGUCGGUAGCUGCUGUGAUCAUCUACGCUGUGGACCUGGACAAUUAUAAGACCUGUGAGGAGACGAAUGCAGAAUGUGAUGACGAAUACUACUCCAUGAGACUGAGCAAAGGAAUAAAGUCGUCCCUCCUCAUCUUCACUCUGGCCCAGACAGCCAUCUCUGUUGUCAUCUGCUUCCUUCUCCUCAGACAGAGGCACUUCUUUAAACGAUAUGCUGUCUUCAGUCAAGUUCCUCCACCCAGUCCCUGUCCACCGUCAACAUACUGAAAUAUUCAGCAUCUGGAUGAAAAGUAUCAUCUCCAAAGAUUACGUAUGUUGGGAUAAAAUAUCACUUGUGUUCUUUUUUUUCUACUUUUGGCUGCUCUCUUCUUCAGGGGUCGCCGACACAAAGACUUGUCAAUCAUUUUCACGCCGGAUGUCCUUCCUGAUGCAACCACAGAC
Messenger RNA from Nematolebias whitei (Rio pearlfish), 863 nucleotides. It is a transcript of the gene tmem176, whose product is annotated as transmembrane protein 176. Gene Ontology annotation, cellular component: membrane. The record is from RefSeq and is a predicted model, not a curated record. The transcript has 7 exons. Bases 90 to 689 code for a protein of 199 amino acids. NCBI's taxonomy places the organism in Eukaryota, Metazoa, Chordata, Actinopteri, Cyprinodontiformes, Rivulidae.